This is a messenger RNA of Penicillium bovifimosum, 4746 nucleotides long. Its product is annotated as WD40 repeat domain-containing protein. Gene Ontology annotation, cellular component: nucleus. Gene Ontology annotation, biological process: positive regulation of transcription by RNA polymerase II. NCBI's taxonomy places the organism in Eukaryota, Fungi, Ascomycota, Eurotiomycetes, Eurotiales, Aspergillaceae. The transcript is spliced from 5 exons. Gene Ontology annotation, molecular function: transcription factor binding. The record is from RefSeq and is a predicted model, not a curated record. The coding region runs from base 1 to 4746 and encodes 1581 amino acids.
AUGGCGCCUCCGCCGCCAGUUUCCCAGCCUGGCUUCCAGGCCUGCGCUUCGACGGCGUCGCUAUUUCUUUACGCCCAGGGCUCGACGAUCCUAUGUCUGCACCAUGAUACACUGGCAAUUGAGCGACGCUUUCAGAGUCACCAGCAAAACAUCGUGUUCAUAUCGGUCGAUAAUGUCAGCGAGCGGGGUGCGGGUAGAUUGGUGGUCAGUUACGAUGUAGGGCAGACGGCCAUUGUCUGGGAUAUUUUCACCGGCACCGAGAUUGCGCGCUUUGCUUCUUUCGACCAUCUGCGUAUAGCUUCAUGGAUGCGCAAUGGAAAUGUUGCAUUUGGAAAUGGCAAGGGCGAGGUGAUUCUGUUCGAACCUCCAACUUCAGAGCACAUCUCCGCGCGCACCAUCUUCGAUCCAAUCACUGCUCUUGCGCCUGCUAAUGAUUGUCGUACCUAUGCAAUUGGAUAUAACAAUGGAUCUAUAUUGAUCGCGACUCUACUUCCUCAAUUCACCAUUCUUCACACCCUUACCACUUCGCGUGGACCGUCGCCAAUCAUUUCAUUGGCCUGGCAUGCGUCUUCGUCGAAACAGAAGUCAGAUAUGCUGGCAACGCAGUCGUCAAACGGGGAUUUAAGAGUGUGGAGCGUGGCGAAACCGCCGGGAAAAGAAUCACCGCGAGUGAUUAGGGUGCUGAAACGGUCGGAUUCCAACUCUUCUGAUCCGAAAUGGAUGGGAUGGUCGAAGAACGGAAGACUUGUACAAUAUUUGGAAGGGGAAACAUGGUCUUGGGAUGUCCGGACGAAACAUGUUACCUACGAGCCAAUUCCGACGAUAGACGGUGUACGAGGAAUUGCAAACUACGGCCCUACCGCGACUCUAUUCACCCUCGGUCCCCAGCAUUCAGUCCAGCAGUAUGACCUGGAGAACCCGGCAAUGGUUGCAAAUGUGCAACAUAUGCCGGUCAUCCCCCGACCAAGCACAGCAGAAGGACGAUCAACGAUGUCUCCAAGACGCCUACAAGACCCCCCAGACCUUCGAGAGCCACCGGGAACAGUGCAACGGACGCCAUUUGACGCAAACAGCAUCGAGAGCAUCAGACAGAGGGCGGAUCUUACGAGCCCUGCUUCAUCGCGAAGUCGGACAGAAUCAGUGAGCUCAAAGGCUUCUUCCAACAAGUACAAUACUAGGCCAUUUUCUCCGCCCAGUCGCUCCGGCCAGAGUGCUACGACGUUCUCAAUGACAUCGGCAGGCCAUGAUACACCUCAGGCUUCGGCUUCCUAUGCGUAUCCCUCGUCUGUCUCGAUGUCUUCUAUGAGAAGCUCGAGGGCGGCUUCACGAUUGCGGAAUGAGGUUCAACUUAGUCCUGCUGAUAAAAAUAUUGUCGAUUUGUUUCCGUUUACUCGCGCGCGUUUGAAUGAUGUGCCUUACAAGCAACAACCGCCUCUCGAUGAAUCGAAUCUAACUUCAGAUGAUCUUCGACAACAGAUGUUGAGCGUGGUCUUUGGAUGGGACGGAGAUGUCCAGGAUUUGAUUAUAGAUGAGUUGAGCCGACAUGCUGUUGGAAGCCAGAGCGCUAUCAUCUUAACGCAAUGGCUUGGAGAGAAUGACUCGGAUGAAAUGGUCUCCAUGAUUAGUCCAGGACAGGUGACAACCUCUGACUGGAUGAUUCUGGCUCUGAGUCAGAUGAACGGCCAAGCGCAAGCAAACAAAGUCGGGCAGGCAUUUGUGCAAAAGCUGCUUGAAAUUGGCGAUAUCCAUACAUCGGCUGCGAUUCUCCUCGGUCUUGGAGACAGCAACGAUGCCAUCGAGGUCUAUGUUUCGCGCAAUCAUUUUCUGGAAGCUAUUGUCAUGACAUGUCUCCUCUUCCCGUCCGAUUGGCAACGCCAGUCAUAUCUCGUGCGUCGAUGGGGAGAGCACGUCGUUACUCAUGCCCAACAACAGCUCGCUAUCCGCUGUUUCAUGUGCACAGGAGCGGAACCGUCAGAGCCAUGGGCUUCACCGUCUGCACAACAGAAUGCUACCUUCUCAGAGAUGGUUCGCGCGCAAUCUCCUCUCACUUCCAACGAUGCACCAAAGGCCAAUAUGAUGCCUCCGCCUAUCCGACCAAGAUCUGCAUCUAACGGGAAACCUGCAGCGAGAACGCCAGCCCUGAAGCUCAUCACCUCCUUUGAUGCAGCGCCUAAUGGGCGUUUCCGCUUCCCUGGCUUGAAGUCUGAUGAUCGCACGCCAACGAAUGCACCUGGAAUCACCCCAAUCGCUGAAUCUGCUGUUCCCGACUCGGCAAUGUCCCCUGGUGGCUUCGGAUCAUAUAAACUGAACAAUAUUCAAAGUUUGAACCAAGCUAUGACAUCUAGGACUAACACACCUUCUUUCAACCGGCGUCGUCUGCCUUCAAUAGGAGAAACGCCAGUGGACGUGCAUCCUCCGACCUUCUCACGCUCCGGUUCCUACAGCCAAAAUGAGUAUAGCUCCACCUCCGAAAAUGAAAGUGGACGCGAACAGAGCCAAGAUGAGAAAGAAAGCAACAGUGGUCUUCUGACUUUGUCUUCAGCAAAGUAUACACCCAGUCUAGACUCGCUCAAGCCUAGUCCCCAGACCGCGCUGCAUGGUUCAGAUAAAUUUGCGUCAAUCAAGGGACUCCCAUCGCCAGCCGUCGGCGUCUUCGAGGCACUCACAAAUGACGACCACCGUAACGGGUCCCGAGAUCGGAAGCCGGAUGGUUUGCAAAUCGAAACCUUGGAAAGUGAACGAAAUGGAGACCGUUCCGAUUUGAUGCCCAGUGCCAAGAGCACUGCUUCGACCGCCCAUAGCUUUGCUUCAGCCAGGAGCCCAAGUGUGAGUGGUCGCAGCAUCGACCAAUACAUCAGUAGCCUCGAUGAAGCAAAUUACCAUGCGCGGAAGUUCCGUCCCCAUACCCCGGGCCGCGGUAGACGAAACCCAGACGACAAUGCCAGCCAGAGCUCACGAACGAAUCAGCCGCGGGAGACUUCUCGUGGGAUGAGCGAGCGUCGAUAUAUCCAGCCAGCCAAGCGCUCUCCUUCUUCGCCUGUUCCGAUGUCCCCUGAAGAAUUGGCUCGGUAUCACAACGGAGAAUCUGAGAAGUCGGUGGAACCGCGGAAGUCAAAGUCACGCGCCAGGAGUUCGAGCAAGGUGAGAAGGCCUGCAUCGCGAACCCGCCAACGCUCGUCAAGUCGUCACACGGCAAGCCUCGCCACAGAUAAACGGGACGCUUCAGUCCGAGGUAGGAGUAAUGACCGGCAAGGAUCCAGCGUUCGAUCACCAUCUUCGCCUCUUCCUAUGUCAUUACCUACUGAGGAAUCUUCUCCUGGCGUCGACAAUCCAUUGAGGAUUGUCGAAGGCAAUCAAAAGAGACUAAGAUCCCGCCACCGAAGUGCUAGUCGACGACGAGCCGAGAAAGGAACGAGCAAAAGAGACGGUUCUCCCGAUAUCAAACACAAAUCCUCACAGAGCCUUUCUGUAAUUCAGCCAGGACCUAAAGCAGACCCUUGGGCACAACCGGAGGUGGAGCAAUUAAGCAGCAAGGUCUUCGGUCAAGAAGACACUUACAACGGGUACCUGAAUGGACAACCCAGCUCGAGUGCCAAUGAUUUCCAGGAAGUUACCUCUCCAACAACACCAUUCGUCAGCCUCGCAGAGAGGAAACGUCGAGAGAUAGCAGCUGCUGAAUUGGAAGCGCGAAGAUUAUCAUUGGCGCGCAAUCCAUCUGCACCAAACAUCCCCUUCCCAGGCGAGCUGCAAAGCGCCAGAAGUCCACUUGUCGAAAGUCCUCCACCCUUCUCCAGCGGAAGCUCAUACUUCCCCCGUGCUCCAUCACGCAACAAGAUGACCCAAAGCAAAGCAUCCCCCGACUACCCCAGCAGCUCCGAUUCCAACUCCUCACGCUCCGGUAUGCCCGGCGGCCUCCCAGCGACUCCUCGAGCCAUGCGGCAUCCCAAGUACGGCGGAACCGGACAAGACGAAGAGCGACCACCAUCAGUGCCCAACCUCCCCACAGAAAACAGCCUCUUCCUCAGCAACGCUCGAUACCAAGGGGAAGCCGAGCGAAUCGGCCGAUCCAUGUCCGUCCCCGUCCCAGAAGGACAAUACAACGCGCCAACCAUGCCCAACGACAUCCCCAUGCAUCCGCGCUUCAACCCAGCCCUGCCCCGAAGCCGCUCCAGCAGCCGCAGCCGCAACACAGGACACCGCCGCACAAGCUCCGGUGGCUACAUCUCCGGCGUCUCCCCGCACGUCCAAGUAAGCAUCGAGGAGACAAUCGAGAACGCAAUGCAAGGCCAAACCAACAACGAGACCAUCCCACCACCACCCCCGCCCAUCCUGCCCGAACUACAGCAUCUCAACACCCCGCCCCCACCACCCCCAUUCCCGCUCCCGCUGUCGCCCCGCGAGUCCUCGGCCACUAUAGACAUCGCCAUCGAGAACAACGAGGACCUCGGCCGUCUGCUUCCUCGUGCCAUGACGGCCGCGCCGGCUGUCAAUGUCAACUCACAGACAGACUCCCGUCAGUCGGGGAGCAGACGCAUGUCCUUUGAUCAUCGGCGCAAUCGUAGCUCGAAUGAGAGCUUCACGAACAAGUUGCGCAGCUUUACGAGGAGGAAUAAUACUCGCAGCGUCGAGCCUUUGUCGCAGGUUGAGAAUGAGUAUGAGAACUUGCAGCAGCACGGGGCUGGCUCGAAUUCGAAUUAUGUUCUGCCGAGUCAGAGCUAUGUUGCGCCGGGCUCGAAUUAUGUUUGA